AUGGCCCGAGCCCUCGACUACAUGUCGGACCACCUCAGGGGGGUGUUGGACGCUAGCCUGGCGUCCGGACGCUUCCCUAAGCGCUGGAAAUGCGGGAAGCUGGUCCUGCUGCAGAAGCCGGGACGGCCUGCCGAAUCGGUCGCGGCCUAUAGGCCUAUCGUGUUGCUGGACGAGGCGGGCAAACUUUUUGAGAGGGUGCUCUCUGCCCGCAUCGUCCGGCACCUUUGCGAGGUUGGCCCCGAUCUGUCGGACGCCCAAUUCGGUUUCCGAGAGGGGCGUUCGACGAUCGAUGCCGUAAUGCGCCUUAGGGCCGUGACCGAGGAGGCCGUGAGCUGCGGCGGAGUGGUGUUGGCGGUGUCCUUGGACAUCGCCAACGCCUUCAAUAGUCUGCCAUUCAGCUGCAUCAGGGAAGCGCUCCGCUACCACGGAGUGCCGGAGUACCUGAGGCGGCUGGUGGCAGACUAUCUUGAGGAGCGAACCGUCAUGUACGAGGACCGAGAUGGCGUCUUGAGACGCAGGGCCAUGUCGUGUGGUGUUCCGCAGGGGUCUGUCCUAGGACCUCUCCUGUGGAACAUCGGGUACGACUGGGCCCUACGAGGGCGUCUCCCCCCCGGGCUGGGUGUAAUCUGCUACGCGGACGACACCUUACUCACGGCCCGGGGGGCUAACUUCCAGGAGGCGGCGCGCCUGGCCGCCACGGGAGUUUCCCAGGUGGUCGGGCGCAUUGAGGCGUUGGGAUUACGGGUGGCCCUGGAUAAGACGGAGGCCCUAUUAUUUCAUGGGCCCCGUCGUGGUCCGCCCGCCGGCGCCUCAAUCGAGGUCGGCUCGGUCCUCGUACCGGUCCGGGCCCAGAUGAGGUACCUGGGUCUGGUCCUAGACGGUAGGUGGCUCUUCGACGAGCACUUCCGACAGCUUGGUCCGAAGCUGGUGGACACUGCCUCCGCCCUAGGGCGACUUUUGCCCAAUUUGGGCGGGGCCAGUGUUCCCACGAGGCGGCUGUACGCGGGGGUUGUCCGGUCCAUGGCGCUUUAUGGUGCACCGGUGUGGGUGGCGGCUCUGACCGCCCCGAAUAGGGCGCGCCUCUGGCGCCCCCAGAGGAUAUUGGCGGUCAGAGCCAUACGCGGAUACCGCACGGUGUCCACCGAGGCGGCUUGCGCCUUGGCCGGAACACCCCCGUGGGAUUUGGAGGCGGAAGUGCUCGCCGAAGUUUAUCGGCGAGUGGCUGACUUCCGGGCGGAGAGCGGAUUUCGCCCUCCGCCCGAAGACGUGCGCGAGUGGCGCGAAGCCGCUCGCCGAGCCACUAUGGUGAGAUGGUCGUUGCGGCUGGAGACUCCACGCGCUGGCUUAGCCGCCGUGGAGGCUCUCCAGCCGGUCAUCGCCGAGUGGGCGGGGCGGCAGCACGGGACCCUUUCCUUCCGGCUGACGCAGGUGCUUUCCGGGCACGGUUGCUUCGGAAAGUACCUGUACUCGGUCGCUAGGAGGGAAUCGAGUCCCGCCUGCCACCACUGCGACUGCAGUGAGGAUUCGGCCCAGCACACGCUGGCGGUUUGCCCCGCAUGGGCGACGCAGCGCCGGGCCCUCACUGCAGUCAUCGGAGCAGAUCUCUCGCUACCGGCCGUAAUUCGCUCCAUGGCCGGUAGCGACAGUUGUUUUACCGCGGUCGCAACCUUCUGCGAGGAGGUAAUCUCGCAGAAGGAGGCGGCGGAGAAGGCCCGGGAGGACGACCUCCACUCGGACCUGAUCCGCCGCCGGCGAACCGGGCGGCGGAGGCGCGCUCACCUGCGCCUCAUGCCGCCCUGA
Molecule: messenger RNA, 1800 nt
Organism: Arctia plantaginis
Lineage: Eukaryota; Metazoa; Arthropoda; Insecta; Lepidoptera; Erebidae
Source: the annotation of a GenBank genome assembly